Molecule: messenger RNA, 156 nt
Organism: Arvicanthis niloticus (Nile rat)
Lineage: Eukaryota; Metazoa; Chordata; Mammalia; Rodentia; Muridae
Product: large ribosomal subunit protein eL39-like
Biological process (GO): translation
Cellular component (GO): cytosolic large ribosomal subunit; ribosome
Molecular function (GO): structural constituent of ribosome
Source: RefSeq, a predicted model, not a curated record
AUGUCUUCUCACAAGACAUUCAGAAUCAAGAGAUUCCUGGCCAAGGAACAAAAGCAAAAUCAUCUUAUUCCUCAGUGGAUUUGGAUGAAAACUGGUAAUGGAAUCAGGAGCAACUCUAAGAUAAGACAUCAGAGUAGAAUGAAGCCGGGUCUGUAA